UGCAUUCAUCAUCCGAAGCCGGUAGAUGAUUUUGUGGUUGAUCGUAUUACCGAAAAGUAUUAUUUUACUUAGACCGAUUAGCAAAUUCAAGAUUCAUUAAAAGUUGUGAUUGCAUAAAUAAUAAACUAGGCGCCGAUUAUAAGAGAUUUGUAAUGCAUCGACUACUAGUGGUACUUUGCAUUUCCGUGGCACUAGUUGCUGGCGCUGAGCAAGAUGUGCUGGAAUUGACGGAUGACAACUUCAAUUCUGUGUUGAAGCAACAUGAAACUACAUUAGUUAUGUUUUAUGCACCAUGGUGUGGACAUUGUAAGAGAUUAAAACCCGAGUAUGCCAAAGCUGCGGAGCUCGUAAAGGGAGACGACCCUCCAAUAACUUUGGCGAAGGUUGAUUGCACAGAAGCCGGUAAAGAAACUUGCGGUAAAUUCUCUGUUAGCGGCUAUCCAACCCUUAAGAUUUUCCGUGGUGAUUCAGUUUCACAAGAUUAUAGUGGACCACGAGAAGCAAGUGGAAUUGUGAAAUACAUGAGAGCUCAAGUUGGACCAGCUUCCAGAAAUAUUAAAUCGGUUGAUGAAAUUAAUAAAUUCCUAGACACCAAGGAUACAACGAUAUUUGGCUUCUUCGAAGACCCAGAUGUAGCCCUUGCUAAACUGUUCGUCAAAUUCGCUGAUAAGAAUAGAGAGAAAUAUCGUUUUGGUCAUAGUAAUGACCCUGAUGUACUCGCUAAAUAUGGAGAAACAGAAAAGAUUGUGCUCUUCCGUGCACCACAUUUGGCGAACAAAUUUGAGGAAACGAACGUUCAGUUCGAGGGAUCAUCGGAAUCUGAAUUAAGUACAUUCGUGAAGGAGAAUUUCCAUGGUUUGGUAGGUCAUCGUACCCAGGAUACUAUUCGCGAUUUUAAAAAUCCACUUAUAGUUGCGUACUAUUCUGUUGAUUAUGUAAAGAAUCCUAAAGGAACAAAUUAUUGGCGUAAUCGCGUUCUCAAAGUGGCGAAGGAAUUCACUAACAAAGCAACAUUCGCUAUUAGCGCAAAAGAUGAUUUCCAACAUGAACUAAAUGAAUAUGGCUAUGACUUUGUUGGAGACAAGCCCGUCAUUUUAGCCCGCGAUGAAAAGAAUCUCAAAUAUGCUCUGAAGGAGGAAUUUUCGGUCGAAAAUCUACGAGAUUUUGUUGAAAAAUUACUUGAUGGAGAACUUGAGCCUUACGUGAAGUCCGAGCCUAUUCCAGAAAACAAUAAUGCCCCCGUAAAAAUUGCUGUUGCCAAAAACUUCGACGAAGUAGUCAUUAAUAACAAUAAAGAUACGUUGGUAGAAUUUUAUGCACCUUGGUGUGGGCAUUGCAAGAAAUUGGCACCAGUAUUUGAUGAAGUUGCCGAGAAAUUGCAGAAUGAAGAAGUAGAACUUGUUAAAAUGGAUGCCACUGCCAACGAUGUUCCACCAGAGUUCAAUGUUCGUGGAUUCCCAACACUUUUCUGGCUGCCCAAAAAUCAAAAAGACAAACCAGUUGCUUACAACGAAGGACGUGAGGUCGACGACUUCAUUAAGUACAUCGCCAAACACGCUACCAAUGAACUCAAUGAAUUUGACCGCAGUGGCAAAUCGAAGAAAACAGAACUCUAAAUGUAUGCGGAAAUUUGUUGAAAUUUCAUUUUGAGAGCUUAAAAACGCUGCAUAUUUUGUCACCACUGACAUGUUCAAACUUUUCCAUUACAUAAAUUUAAACAUUCUCAUGUUAAGUUCGGCAUAUACUACAGCGCUUGAAAAUCUAUAAACUUUCGUUAAAGCGUAUAAUAAAUAGUGAUAAAAUUAACUUUUUUAUUUGAAUAAAAUAUACUGAUAGGAAAGAAAUAAA
Molecule: messenger RNA, 1848 nt
Organism: Bactrocera tryoni
Lineage: Eukaryota; Metazoa; Arthropoda; Insecta; Diptera; Tephritidae
Product: protein disulfide-isomerase A3
Exons: 5
Coding region: 153-1616 (487 amino acids)
Biological process (GO): protein folding; response to endoplasmic reticulum stress
Cellular component (GO): endoplasmic reticulum
Molecular function (GO): protein disulfide isomerase activity
Source: RefSeq, a predicted model, not a curated record